AUGGACACCAUAGAGCUGGAUAACCUUAACCGACCGGAAGAAGCUGAAGGGGGUGAUGAGGGUGCUAUUGCUGAAACACCCCUCGACGAGGACGGCUCUCUUUCAGGACUAGAUGGACUAGACAAUGCAAAAACCUCCAGUUUCCGUGAGGAGAAUAAAGACGACUCCUUCAAAAAGAGAAAAAGACAGUUAGAUGAACUGAGAACAUACGGAAAAUUUGAUGACAUAAAGGUAGAAUAUGUUAGGAGGCUUUUUCAGACCGAGUACCGAAUAGAUCCAGCCGACGGACAAAACUCUAAGGAACUCGUCUCCAGUUUAGAUAUCACUAAAAACAAGUUAACAUUUAAUGGAGUCGAUGUCGCAUACAUUGAUACGGGUGGUGCAUAUAAUUUGUCUAAGGAUAAAAAAUCCUCCGGAUCUGUAAAGACAUUUUUAAAGCUGUACGCAGAAGCACUCAAAGAACACAGGGGAAAAGCAAAAAGUGUAAUCGAAGAGGAGACCGGAGGAGAAACAUCAAGGUCAGUCGAAGAAGAAAUUUACGAGAAUGCCGCGGAAGAAAUCCGCCAAGAAGUCACCGACACGGGCGACACCCUCGUGGAACAUGCAAGGAAGCUGUAUGAAAGGAGAAUAAUAACCAAAAAUGAAAGGAGAGAUCUUGCGGGAGUGACCGUACCCAAGGGACCCCGGAAGUUAGGAUCGCAGCACUGGAAAUAA
This is a messenger RNA of Paramuricea clavata, 714 nucleotides long. The record is from the annotation of a GenBank genome assembly. Lineage: Eukaryota; Metazoa; Cnidaria; Anthozoa; Malacalcyonacea; Plexauridae.